Molecule: messenger RNA, 636 nt
Organism: Aspergillus thermomutatus
Lineage: Eukaryota; Fungi; Ascomycota; Eurotiomycetes; Eurotiales; Aspergillaceae
Exons: 1
Coding region: 1-636 (211 amino acids)
Source: RefSeq, a predicted model, not a curated record
AUGGCACUUCAAACAAUCACCGUCACCUACACCGACAACAAAUAUCUCUCCUUGGUAGACGCAGCAUCGCGUACGCCCCUCUACCAUGUCAAGGUUUGCCGGCAAGUGCCGCAGAUGGAAAUGAUUCGCUUAAGUCCAGCCCCAGGCAACGAUAGAGAGGACCAAGCCUUUCCUGAGGAUGAAAACGCCUACUUCCAACGCCGGGUCUACACGGCAAAGUUCAAGAUGACAAGCCUCAACGGUCACCUCCAGAUCCGCGAGCAUCGAGAUGUCUUGCUCAGCAGAAAGGGAAUCCUUUCCACCAGCUACUCAUUCACGUCACCAGCACUGUCUGCCGCAAAUAUUAUCAGCUCUUCAUCAUCUCCGGCGUCAUCGGCUGUCCUCACAUGGGAAGCCGACCAGACGGGGAACCUGGGGGACUUCCGUCUUGUCAAAGAGGCAGAGAAUGAGUCGGACAGAAAAGUGCUGGCUCGCUUUCGAAAUAAGGCCUUUUCCAAUGAGAAAGUGGGCACGUUUGAAGUAGACGCUGGUCUCAAUCAACUGGUCAAGGACGAGGCAGUGAUUUCCGGGCUGGCCAUGCUGUCAAUGGUGCAGAGCAUCAAUCUUGCCGGCAUGAUCAUGCUUGGUGGAAGUUGA